GUGUUUCUCUCCUCUUGCAAUGUCCACGCUUGCUCUGAGGAGGAAACUAGCAGAGUCCAUGCCAAAGCCCUGCAAAGGAGGCUCGGAUGAUUUCCCUGGAGCUGCUCCAACUGUCCAGCAGAUGGAAAUCUGAGGACCCGGGACAGGAAUAUGGUGAACAAAGGCAGGGAAAGGGUCAAAGAGGAGCCCAAAAGCAGGAAGAGGAUUUGCCCAAAGAAAGUUGUAGGUGAGCGAACAUUAACUUCAGGGAGUCAACGUUGUUGGGGGCUUCUCCCCACCACUCUCCCCAUGCCUGAACUCAGUGACUGGCUUCUUGUACAUGUCUCAUGCAAUUCCUGGCCAGCAGAAGCUCUGAGACCCAACAAGGACUGUCCUGGUAGACCCAGUUUCCACCCCAGCCCUGGAGAAAAGAGGUUCUUUCCUACCUGUUCUGCUUCCUUGGAAGAUCCUGAUGGCUGUGUUCUGUGGAGCAUCUGGACAGAAGGAUGAGGCAGCCUCAGCACUUGCGCCCAGCCAGACACUCCCCAGCAGCUCUGAUCGAAGCCUCCAGAUGCCCACCCAGCUUCGAGGUCCCAGGAAAAGUGGAGUUGUCGGCAAGAGAACCCGAGAAGUGAAGCCCAGGGGAGACAUGCCCGCUGAUGAGAAUGUGCCCCAAAGGUCCCAGGUCCUGGGUCCACAGGAGCAGAAUGGGCCAUGUGAGGGAUUGGUGUCAUUUGAGGACGUGGCCAUGGACUUCAGCAGGGAGGAGUGGCAGCAGCUGGACCCUGCCCAGAGAUGCCUGUACCGGGACGUGAUGCUAGAGAUCUACAGCCACCUCCUCUCCGUGGAAGACCUGUGGGGACACCGUGGCCGUGCAGCGAGGGGUCAGCAGAAGCAAGAUGAACCUGCACGGCGUGGGGCCUUCCUUGACGGGAAGACACUGGAUACAGAGAGAGACUGGGAGCGGGAGGACCCGGGAAGAAUCAUUCAUGUGAGGCCUCACCUUGUUUGUUCACAAAGCAGGCCUCCUCAACACUGCUCAGUUGCCAGGAGUUUGAAGCCUAAUCCAGACGGGCAUCGUCAGACUCAAAGCGACAGCACAGAACACCGCGGUGAGCUGGCUGGCUCUGGCCGGAUGUUCUCCCGUAGCUCCUCCCGGGCCAGCUGCAAGCACGUUCAUCCAGGAGAGAACUUCUGCGAAGGGAAUCAACGUCCGAGAGUCCUCAGCCAUAAACAGCCACGCACGCAGCACCAAAUGCGUAAUCAGGAGAGACCCCAUAAAUGCGCUGAGUGUGGCAGGGGCUUCCCCCAGAAGCCGCCCCUCGAGCAGCAGAGAUUCCAUAGUGUAGAAAACCUCCAGGAGUGUAGCAGAUGUACCAAGGGCUUCACCCCACAACCGAAGCUCGGUGUGUAUCCGACAGCUCACACAGCUAACAUCUGCAAGGAGUGUGGGAAGGUCUUUGUUCAGAGAGCAGAACUGAUGACACACCAGAAAACUCACACAAGAAGGAAGUCCCAUAAAUGCCACGAAUGUGGGAAAGCCUUUUACCAGACGCUAUCUCUCUUCAGACACCAGAGGACUCACACUAGUGGGAAACUCUACGAAUGCAGUGAAUGUGGGAAAGGCUUCUCCCAGAAUUCGACCCUCGCCAUCCAUCAGAAGAUUCAUACGGGUGAGCGCCAGUACGCGUGCGGCGAAUGCGGGAAGGCCUUCACCCAGAAGUCAACGCUCAGCUUGCACCAGAGAAUCCACUCAGGGGAGAAGUCCUACGUGUGCAUUGAGUGCGGACAGGCCUUCGUCCAGAAGGCGCACUUGACCGUGCAUCAGAGAGGCCACACCGGAGAGAAACCUUACCCGUGCCACAGCUGUGGGAAGGCCUUCAUUUCCAAGUCACAGCUUGAUAUACAUCACCGAAUUCACACCGGGGAGAAGCCUUAUGAAUGUGGUGACUGUGGAAAAGCCUUCACCCAAAAAUCACACCUCAACAUCCACCAGAAAAUUCACACCGGAGAAAGACAACACGUAUGCGGUGACUGUGGGAAAGCCUUCAACCAGAAGUCCAUACUCAGCAUGCAUCAGAGAACUCACACCGGGGAGAAGCCUUACAAAUGCGGCGACUGUGGGAAAGCCUUCACUUCCAAGUCACAGUUCAAGGAGCAUCAGCGGAUUCACACCGGAGAGAAACCCUAUGUGUGCACCGAAUGUGGGAAGGCCUUCAAUGGCAGGUCAAAUUUCCACAAACACCAGAUGACGCACACCAGAGAGAAAACCUUCACCUGUUACAAAUGUGGGAACGCCUUUCUCCAGAAAUCAGAGUUGGUGGCACAUCAGAGAACGCAUGUUGGGGAGAAGCCUUAUGAAUGCUGUGACUGUGGGAAAUCCUUCGGCCGGAAACCACAGCUCCAAGUGCAUCAGCGGAUUCACACGGGAGAGAAGCCUUACGUAUGUUCUCAGUGUGGGAAGGCCUUCAACAACAGAUCCAAUUUUAAUAAACACCAAACAACUCAUGCUAGACACAGGUCUUAUUAAAGCAAUUAUUGCAUGAAAGGCUUUACCUAGAAAUCAGUUCGUCGUAUGCAUCAGCAUAUACACGAAUGAGACAAACUAAAUUUCUUGAAGAAGAGAAAAAUCUCCCACGCGUCAGAUUCAGUUGUAGGUUACAGAAUCCAGGAUUCUGAAGAACUCCAGGAAAGCACUGCGUGUUGCAAAGUUGCACAUCAUUUGACGUGAAAGAAAGGGCUCAGAAAAUAACAUGAAUUAACAUGAUUGAGGGUAAAUGUCCAUAUUUGUACUAGCCUUGUUAAGGACUAUGAAACUCAUCUGGGAAGAAACCCUGACUGGCACACUGAGAAUUGUGUUCCUCUGGGAAGUACAAGACUUGUACCAGAUGGGUUAUAGAAAAAUUUGUGAGAAAUUAAUGGUAACCCUGUUGAAUUUGGAAUAUCGGUAUUUUCAAAGAACUAGAAACCGGAAUGACCAGACAGGUUGUGUGUGUGUGUGUGUGUGUGUG
This is a messenger RNA of Lontra canadensis (Northern American river otter), 2990 nucleotides long. It is a transcript of the gene ZNF175, whose product is annotated as zinc finger protein 175. The coding region runs from base 452 to 2509 and encodes 685 amino acids. Gene Ontology annotation, molecular function: DNA-binding transcription factor activity, RNA polymerase II-specific; RNA polymerase II cis-regulatory region sequence-specific DNA binding. Lineage: Eukaryota; Metazoa; Chordata; Mammalia; Carnivora; Mustelidae. The record is from RefSeq and is a predicted model, not a curated record. Gene Ontology annotation, biological process: regulation of transcription by RNA polymerase II. The transcript has 4 exons.